Messenger RNA from Puntigrus tetrazona (Sumatra barb), 2598 nucleotides. RefSeq names its product zinc finger protein 143b (gene znf143b). The record is from RefSeq and is a predicted model, not a curated record. Bases 443 to 2320 code for a protein of 625 amino acids. Gene Ontology annotation, molecular function: DNA-binding transcription factor activity, RNA polymerase II-specific; RNA polymerase II cis-regulatory region sequence-specific DNA binding. The transcript is spliced from 16 exons. Gene Ontology annotation, cellular component: PcG protein complex; nucleus; transcription regulator complex. Gene Ontology annotation, biological process: regulation of transcription by RNA polymerase II. NCBI's taxonomy places the organism in Eukaryota, Metazoa, Chordata, Actinopteri, Cypriniformes, Cyprinidae.
UUAGCCGGAGAGCGCGGCGAUGGAAGUGUGGAGGAAGUCGUUGUGGGAUUAAGAACAAAAUAAAAUAGUGAAAAUGCAUCGGAAGCGGUGUUUUAUUUAUUAAAGGCAGUUGGACGCAGCGUUGUAAUCGGUUGCAACAUUGUAACGUUCCGAUUGUGAUUGUCAAGUUACCGCAGCAACGAAUUCAGUGUGUGCUAACGGUCGUUCCUUUAUGUUUAAACGACCUAAAAAUAACAAUAUUGCUUUGCGUUAGUUUUGGGAUGACAUAGUUAUAUGGAUCUCAAAGCCGAUUAUAGCAUGUAAACAUUAGAAAGCGGCUGAAGUAAAACGCGAGCAUUUUGUAGCAUAUUUGCUAACAUGUGAGAGUUAGCAUGACAGAUGGUCUGUCAAAUUAUAAAACGGAGGACUUAAGAGCAACUUUAGCCGGUCUGCUUUUGCAUCCAUGUCUAAGCAGAUCAUGCUCUUAGCCCAGGUGAACCGGGACACCCAGGGCAUGGAGUUUCAAAGUGUGGAUGGGGACCCGCAGCAGGUCACCCUUUGCCUAACAGAGGCAGUAACAGUUGCAGAUGACAACUUGGAGGGUAUAGACACGGUGAGCUUGCAGGCUGUGACUCUGGUGGAUGGCUCCACAGCAUACAUCCAACAUAGCCCUAAAGUUUCUCUCACAGAAAACAAACUAAUGGAAGGACAAGUGAUUCAGCUGGAGGAUGGAUCCGCUGCUUAUGUCCAGCACCUACCAAUGUCUAAAUCAGGUGGAGAAGGAUUGAGAUUAGAAGAUGGGCAAGCUGUGCAACUGGAGGAUGGAACAACCGCUUACAUUCAUGCACCCAAAGAAACGUAUGAUCAGGGCGGCUUACAGGCUGUUCAGCUGGAGGAUGGCACCACUGCAUAUAUUCAACAUAUGCCUCCAUCCAACACCAUCUUGGCCAUCCAGGCAGAUGGUACUGUAGCAGACUUACAGACAGAGGGCACGAUUGAUGCUGAGACAAUUAGUGUGUUGGAGCAAUACUCUACAAAGAUGGAGGCCACAGAAUGUAGUGGGUUGCUUGGUCGAGGGGACUCCGAUGGUGUGCAUAUGCAGAUUGUGCUGCAGGGUCAAGACCGGUCACCUAGGAUCCAGCAUGUUGGGGAAAAGGCUUUCAGAUGUGAACAUGAGGGAUGUGGAAAACUCUACACUACUGCUCACCAUCUGAAGGUACACGAAAGAUCGCAUACAGGGGAUAAGCCAUACAUUUGUGAACAUUUGGGUUGUGGCAAAAAGUUUGCAACAGGGUAUGGUCUCAAGAGUCACGUCCGAACACACACUGGAGAGAAACCUUAUCGCUGUCAGGAGCUCAACUGUCUCAAGUCUUUCAAAACCUCUGGAGACUUACAAAAACACACAAGAACACAUACAGGCGAGAAACCAUUUAAAUGUCCAUUUGAAGGCUGUGGGAGAUCUUUCACUACAUCCAACAUUCGAAAAGUCCAUAUCCGUACUCACACAGGCGAGAGGCCAUACUACUGCUCUGAACCCAACUGUGGAAGGGCCUUUGCAAGUGCCACCAAUUACAAAAACCACAUGAGAAUUCACACAGGUGAGAAGCCUUACGUCUGCACUGUUCCUGGCUGUGACAAGCGUUUCACUGAAUACUCCAGCCUGUACAAGCACCAUGUAGUUCAUACUCCCUGCAAACCCUACAACUGUAAUCACUGCGGAAAGACGUAUAAGCAGAUUUCGACCUUAGCCAUGCAUAAACGCACAGCGCACAAUGACACCGAGCCCAUAGAAGAAGAACAAGAAGGUUAUUUUGAGCCCCCAGCAGAGGCUAUUGAUGACCCUGGGUUAAUGUACACUCCAACAGUGGUGGAAGAUGACUCUGGGUCUGAGCAGGUGUCAGGAUCAGAAGUCAUGGGACAGCAUGUGGCUCUCAUAUCUCAGGAUGGCACACAACAGGUUCUGUCUCAGGCAGAUAUGCAGGCUAUGGGAGGCACGAUUACCAUGGUAACACAAGAAGGAACCACCAUAACCAUCCCAGCACAUGAAGCGAUGCUUUCCUCAGGAGGACCACAUUCUGUUACUAUGGUGUCCGCAGACGGCACAGAAGGACAGGUGGCUAUUGUGACGCCCGAUCUGUCUGCGUACCAGACAGAAGAUGGGGAGCUUGUACAAGAUCAGGAGCAGCAUGUGGUUUCCACAAGCCCACACCCCGUCACACUGCUGGCUACUUCUAACGGCACACACAUAGCUGUGCAGCUCAGUGAUCAGCCCUCUCUAGAAGAAGCCAUCAGAAUAGCAUCAAGAAUACAGCAAGGAGAAACCCCAGGCAUGGACGAUUAACUCACAUUGUAAAACUUAUCACUGUGAACUAAACGUCUCAAGGGUGUGUGUGUGUGUGUAUGAAUGUAAGUCUGGGUAUUGAAAAUAUGUCAAGCAUCAUAGUUUUUCAUAAUGCUGACAUGAUAUGAUCGCUAUAUACCAAGAAGAUAUUUUUGUGUGGAUAUGUACAUAACUGUUUUAAAAGUAGAGUUUUUCUGUAUAUAUUUGAUUAUGCUAUUUUUUGCAAGCUGUUAAGAAAAGGUCUACAAUUAUGAUUAAAAAAAAAAAUCAUUGCAUUG